Hemiscyllium ocellatum (epaulette shark) is the source of this 4669-nucleotide messenger RNA. It is a transcript of the gene smim13, whose product is annotated as small integral membrane protein 13. Lineage: Eukaryota; Metazoa; Chordata; Chondrichthyes; Orectolobiformes; Hemiscylliidae. The record is from RefSeq and is a predicted model, not a curated record. The transcript is spliced from 2 exons. Bases 185 to 454 code for a protein of 89 amino acids.
ACCGAUAGGUUCAUUAAUCAGAGCGCGUCGUCUGCGGCUUUUAGCAACGGCCACAGUGUGACUGUGGGUCGGCACUGUGAUCAGCCGAGCUUCAUGUCAGUGUGAAGCCGAUGUUGGGCCUAGUGGAAUCACGGAGUGAGUCCUGCAGCUGCUAGUGACACGGGACACCGCCUUCAGGCGCGCAAUGUUACAGAGCAUCGGUCUGACCCUGCUGGUUUUGGUCGCCACUCUCUUAUGCGUCCUCUUGUUUAUGGUUUUUGGUUGGUAUGUGGUUUGGCAGCUAUUUCUGUCCAAGUUCAAAUUUCUUCGUGAACUUGUAGGUGACACCAGCUCACUGCAGGGAGAUACGGAGCCAUCAGAAACUGAAAGUGUAGGAGACUUGCCACCCACACCUCUACGCCACAGACCCAAAUCAGCGCGUGUACGGAGGGCACCAAUUGAAGGAACAACGUAGAGAACCAAACUUUGUUCCCUUUUUAUUUGAAAUUGUUUAUUGGCUGUUAAGCAGCACUCAGCCUGUGACUGAUUUGCUGUGCUUUCUUUGAUUGUAUUUUGAGCAAGUCAGUUAUACAUUCUCUCAGAGCAGGGGAAACAGUAAAGCUUUGUGGUUGCAGAGAAUUACAUGGAUCUAAUGUAAUUUGCCAGAGUUCCAUUUUCUAAUUUUCUCGCAGUGCUGAGAAAGUCAAUUGGCGUAUUAGUUGGUAUGUUUCUCUGACUGAUUGCAGGAGUCGGGCAUCAAACUGUGCUACUACCAUUUUAUCGAAUAUGUUUCCGAAUUGCUCAAUAACUGAACUAAGUACUAAGUUUGUUAUGAAUAGCACUUUUUAAUAUGUAUGUUGUUUGAACUUUGCUUUAGGUGCUUCUGAUUUUUUUUAAACUUCACAUAAUUAUGAAGAAACACUGAAUAUGUUUACAUUAUGGAUAUUCCAUUUUCUACCGCAACGAGUUAAUGGGACAACCUCACUUUCAUUUAGAUUCUUAAAGUGAGAUCAACAAACCUUAACGUUUCAAAAAAAGUGAAAAGCUCUUUAGAGAUUCAUGAGAAAGUAAUGAUGGGAUUAUUAUUUCUAUUCACUGACAUACUUUGUUGUUAGUUUACCUCUUGGUUUCAUCACUUGCACUAUAUGACUAUUAUUUAUAGACUGAAAAUUUUGCAUUCUUGCCCAUUUUUACUCAGCUUGUAGACACAAAGAUGUUUCUCGUUAAUUGUAUGAAGGGGUUUCAUAACAGUUAUACAGAUUGAGACUGAGACUGAUUUAUUUGCUUAUUGCUGUCUUCAGCCAUUGCAGUGAGACAGUCAUUUUCAACUUUCAAAACAAUAUUCAAAUUGCAGGAUGCUAUUCACAUCCAUGUGUCAGUCAUAAAGGCCCGAAGUGGAAUAAUGUUGCCAAGGACUGGCAAACAUGGGCUGACAGCAGGAAUAACUGUUGUGGAGAAUAGAAGUGUUUGAACUCUGGAAAAACGGUUAAGUUUGGAAGUUGAUGCACGCUGUUAAAGGAGAGUGGCAAGGAUUUUCUUGGCAUUAGGUUGUGCAAUACUUAGAAUUAGUUCAAAAAAUUUCAGAGCACCUGUAAUGGAAAUCUUCCAUUCAAAGGACAUUUUUUAUGAUGAGUGCAGAAGAUUCACUUUUUCACUCCUUUCUUAAUCAAGCAAGAAUAACGUUGGGAGUCCUCCUAAUAAAAUACUGUGUUCCUUCUGUGGGCAUUGUAAGGUUGUGGUGUUGGACAGCUUCUCUUCUAAUCCUCUGCACGAAAAUAAUAGUUUGCAAACAGAAGGAUGAAAGUGGGAGAGGGCAGAAGAUGGUAGGGAUGUCUUACUUAGAGUUGAUUUUCCAUUGAGUUCUGAGCAGUUAAAGCUUCAGCUUGUAUAUGUCAGUUGAGAAUAGUUUGUACUGGAUAGCUUGUUUUGAUUUAUUCCAUGCAGCACAUAAUCUUUCAAUGCAUCUACAAAAUACCUCUCUGAAGCAUCAUGACAGGAAAAAAAAUGUGUUUCCUGAAUGGAUUACACCAAAAACUAGUUUUGAUUUAUGUGCAGUUUUAAUUUUACUGUCACCAGAAAACCAUUGUUGUUGCAUGGUAUCUCAGUUGAUGUAGCCAAAAAGUACCUGUAAAGACUUGAUAAUUUUAAAACAAAAAAAGAGGGCUGUAAUGAUGUAGAUACAUGGUCAAGUUCUGUUAACUUUUUCUUUAGGCAUGCUGACUUGUGCCACAUCUAUAAUACAUGGUCUUGAAUUGUCAUAUUUCACCAGAUGUUAAGAUGAUCAGACAUUUGUUGUUACCUGGUAUGGCUAUGACCACAGUGCUCUUCCUCUUGUUGAUUUCAAAUUUUCUGCAAUCAUUGACACAAUCAAUCCUUCCAUCCUCCGAUACCAUGUAAUAUAUUAUUUUUAGGGUCUCACAUCCCUAUCUUUUUGUUACAGCUAGUAGUUCACCUAUAGGACAUGCUCUGAGCUCUUGUUCAAUGUCCAGCUCUCUUAUUGCAGCAUUUUAAGAUUGCAUUCCUAUAAUCCCAACAUAGUUAUAAUUUCCCCAUUUCUGCAUCGUCUUUGGCUUGUUGUAAGGUUUAGUGCCUCCCAUCUUCCAUCUUUCACUGAUUUGCGGUGGCGUUAUCUGCAUGCACUGGAUCAGCUAAGAGAAUACCCAAUUUUGUCUUCCACAUAUGAUCUUUUGCAUAUUAGUUGGUAAGUUUCACAGUUUGCGGUUGAUGUUUAAUAUCAUGUGCCCAUGUAGCCACAGUUUUCACCAGCUCAACCAUGGAAUUAGAGUUAUGCAGGCAUUGGCAGAAUGAAUGAGAAAUACUAUCUAGUCUCAUUGGGGAGACAUAACCAUGAAUCGUCACAACUACUUUAACAAGAGAGACAGAGAAAUUUAUUUCUGUGGGCUGUGGAUUAUGUAGUCUUUUAAUGCAAUGUAAUGGUGACAGAAACUAUAUUGAUACAUUCAAAAUGGAAAAAUAUACAGAGGGGCAGUGGAAUUACUUUGUAUUUCUAGCAUAUAGUACUGGCAAGACCCCAGAUGGCCUCCAUUUGAACUAUAAAUCCUUGGAUUUUCUUUGGCUCUGAAUGUGAGGCCACCUUGUUUAUUUUUAACCACGAUAUUUCUUCCCAGUCAGCAAUUCCAACCUUCAUGCAGCAGCUCAGUUAGACUGAAUCCAACAACUCAAUAAUCCUCUUCGAUCCUGAGCUAAACUUCAGAUCCAGCACCCAGUCUGUUCACCAAUGCUACCUACUUUUUACCAUUAGAACAUUUCUGACCUACAUCCCUAGCUUCUGUGUGACAUCACUGAAACCACUGAGUCAUUGUCACCUUCCAGUUUGGUUUCUUUAAUACAUGCUACAUUCCAAUUGCUUUUUCCUUUGUUGACACCCAAAUGUAAUUCUUCUUAUCAACUUAAAGACCUCUUCCGUAUUAAUUGAUUCUUUGGCCUCACUUCUCCCAACCUUUGUAAUAGUUUUUAAGCAAUGCUCUCCAGCACCUCAUGUGUUGUUCUAAUUCUGUGGUAUUCCUGCUCAUCUCAUGUCUGCUCCACUAUGACCUUCUACCAUUGUGUCCUUUCUGGAAUUCAUUCUCCAAACCCUGCACCUCUUCUUUGGCUCUGCUUUCCCCAUACUUCAUUCUUGUUCGGGAUACCCCCAGUUCUCCUUUAACAGCAUUUGUUCAUACAUGAAAAACACUGAAAGCUUUUGAGUUGCAGUUAUUUUACAAACUGCGCAUUUUAUUUCCAAAAGCAAGGUCGGGAUGCACUUCCAUUGCUCACUUUAAUUGCAGGACCUUGUUAUAAGUAUUUUCUUCAACGUCCUAUUUGGCACCCAGCUAAACUGUCAGGAAAACCAAAGGCAGACUUUUGCAGCCAAUGACUUUUGGUGACAAUCCAGAUCAUCAAAGGGAGGGAAUGAGUGCAGAAGUCUUUUAGGAUGAUAAAGGCUGCAAUCAACCGAGGGGAGUCCACGUGCCUCCUUGAGGAAACUGAGAAUACCUGAUCUUUCUGACCCACAAUGAAAACUGUAAAAAGUUACUCUUUUUUUUUGAUCUGGCAUUUGCAUCUCCUGGGAAACUCCCAUAGCUUCUUUAAAUCCAACUCCCAGUUGCAUGUUAUGAAUAUUAAUUAAAUAUGUCAAUGAAUUAUCUAUAUUCUCAUGUGACAAAUUGGGGACUUCUCCACCGUGAAGUAAUGAGUGAUGGGUGGGUUCUAUCAAAGCCAUUGUGUCAGCCAUUUAUAAGGUAAAAAGUUGUUCUUCUUGUUGCCUAAACUGAGUGUCUAGCAUCAGGUCGGCUACCUCAAAUUUUACAAUGUGUAGGUGCUUGUGCUUUCAUCGUAGUAACAUUGCAUUCUUGUCACAAAUGCAGGGCAUUAUGCCACUCUUUGUUUUAAGUUUAAAAAUAGAUGGUAACGAUUACAGUGUAAAACUUAAUAGGUUGCUAUAGAUUUAAUGUUUCUAGUUAAUUUUGAACUUUAGUUUGAAUCCCUUUUAUGUUUAACUUAUUAGAAUGCGUAAUGGACUGUUUAUUUACUGCAAAAUGCUUUCACGGUGUGAGUACAUUAAAUUUUAUGGUUAUGUUCACACAGUAUUACAGAUGAGAUAUAUGCUGCUUUCACUUAACAGUGCAGUUGAAUGUUAAUACCCUAAAAUGUUUUCUGGUUCUUAAACUGACUGCUGUGAUUGGCACAA